Messenger RNA from Diaporthe batatas, 2659 nucleotides. RefSeq lists its product as uncharacterized. Gene Ontology annotation, molecular function: RNA endonuclease activity producing 5'-phosphomonoesters, hydrolytic mechanism. NCBI's taxonomy places the organism in Eukaryota, Fungi, Ascomycota, Sordariomycetes, Diaporthales, Diaporthaceae. Bases 170 to 2659 code for a protein of 829 amino acids. The transcript has a single exon. The record is from RefSeq and is a predicted model, not a curated record.
CGGAGACUUGCAUUUGCCUUCGAAACCUUGUAGGCCAGUUGACACUUUGCUACUUUUCAUUUAAGACUCAUAUAAAUGUGCAUUCCUUCCAGUGCGUCAUUUUUACGCCUUUAGCAUUAACGAAAGAUUCAUUUUGAGAGAAUUCGAAAUUCUGAGAAGAAAAUUCACCAUGGCAAGAGGCAGGCGGAAUGGCGAUGAUGACGGGGCCUGGAGACCGACAGAAGAGGAUGCUUAUAUAGAGGCUGUCGACGACGACCUGGAACAAGAGCUCAUGGGUGACAAGCCAGUAGAUGUCUCGAAACUCGAGCCUGGGAAAACAUCUCGGGCCACUCCUCAGAGGAAGUCCCCUGCCCCGCAGCGGAAGAAGAUCACCAAGCGGCCGAAGCGCCCGGAGGAUGAGGCAUGGAAGCCAACGGAUGAGGAGCUCGAGGACGAGGAGCUUGAAGUCCAGGAGAUGGUGAACGAGCAGUUGUUGACCGAGGAGCUGGAGCACGCAGAGUCAGCCAAGAAGACACCUUCCAAGGCCUCGACGACCACGGAACGCAAGAAGCCCAAGCCGCGGACCAGGAAGGAAGAUGAGCAGGCCUGGACCCCCUCAGAUGAUGAAGAUUACGACGACGAAGAGGAUGAGUACUUGGAUUAUGAGACUCUUAAAGAUAAGAUUGGCAAGGAUGAUGUGCCUUUCAGUCGCAAGAGCCCUUCGCCGAAGAGGACCACACCACCAAAGAAGACCAACAAGGCCUCGGAAGACAAGAGCGAGGAGGAAGACGACGAGCCUGCAAGUGGGAAGAGUACACCACCAAGGAAGGCCAGGAAGAGACCGGCCGUGGUCUCGGCCGGCAGCCCCGAGUUUCACAAGAAACCCGCCCCAAAGCCGUCCGCCCUCAAGCCGCUACCCCUCCGCAAGCAUACCCUUGCCCCGGCCCGGAACGAGACUCCUCCCGAUUUUGUCGUCUCGGGUCAGAACUCCAAGGCACCGUUCACAUUCACGGUAUACCGUGGCGAGGGCAUGUGUAUGCUCGCCAUGAACUGGAAGAACGGCACGCCCCCGGAUGACUUUGUCGGCUUUGUGAUCGAGUACCGGGAGCCGCAGGCGACCGAGUGGCGGGAGAUCCCCAACUUCCUCACAUUCCCCGGGGAGGCUCCCCAGUCCGGCCCUGAUGCACGUUCCAGCCGCCGGUCGCCGAUCCAGAGGUUCCGCUGGGUACACUUCCCGUACACGGUCGACGUGCCCGGGCACUUCCGCUACCGCGUCACUCCCGUAUUCAUGAAGGGCAAGGACGAAGACCGGGAGCUCAUCUACGGAGAGGUGCAGGAUGUGAAAAUCCAGAUCAUGGCCGGGACGUACCCUGGCAGGAUGAACAUUGCCUUCACUCGAGGCUUUGUCUCUUCGAAGGCCUUCACCAAGAAAUUUGGCAGCGACGGCGGCCUAGGUACUAUCCUGCCAGCCAAGGCCGAUGAUGGACUUGAUUUCAGACCGGAGGACCCAGAGUUGCAGGAGAAGGCGCUGUCCUGGAUGGGCUUUGAAGCUCGCGAGGUGAUGCUCGGAGCCCUUGAUUCCGCCAUUGAGGAUGAGACAGCCCAAGUGCGUGUGCUCGCGUAUGACUUGAACAACCCCGAGAUUGUGCUCCGCCUGAAGAAGCUCGGCAGGCGGGUCAAGAUCAUUAUUGAUGACUCUGACCCACACAAGGAAGAUGAUGAUGCCGAGACCAAGGCUGCGGUGAUGCUUAUGAGAUCUGCGGGCAAGAACAACGUUCAGCGCCAGCACAUGGGAGGCCUUCACCACAACAAGGUCAUCAUAGUGGACGGACAGAAGACGCAGAUUGCGAUCGGCGGGUCUACCAACUUUUCCUGGCGCGGUCUCUAUGUCCAGAACAACAACCUGAUCGCCAUGGAGGGACCCGGGCCGGUUCAGGUCUUCAACAAGGCGUUCGAGAACUACUGGGAGCACCCCAACGACACGGACGGCUUCUACAACACCGAGUCAGCGACGUGGCAACACCUGGGCCUCCCGGGGAUCGACGCACAGGUGACCUUCUCACCACAUAGCUCCAAGGCUGGCACGCUGGAGGGCAUCGCCAACGACAUCGCCUCGGCCGAGUCGAGCCUGUUCUACUCGCUCGCCUUCCUAUACCAGACCCCUGGCGUCAUAAGAGACGCCAUCGUCAAGAAGACGGCGCAGAAGGGCAUCAUGGUGUACGGGCUGUCGGACAAGUCGGUCGACGAGCUGGAGCUGCAGACCAGCGACGGCAACCCGCCCAUCGCGUACCCGGAGAGCUUCGACAACGAGUCGGCGGGCGGUUCCGGGGCGCGGAUGCACCACAAGUUUGUCGUGAUCGACUUUGACAAGCCGACCGCGCGCGUGUACACGGGAUCGCACAACUUCAGCACGGCGGCCGACCUCAAGAACGCGGAGAACCUGUUUUUGAUCAGGGACCGGCGGGUGGCGACUGCGUACAUGAUCGAGGCCGUGUCCAUGUUCGACCACUAUGAGGUGCGCAACCAUGUGCAGAAGAAGCAGGAUGCCGAGAAGAAGGGCGAGAAGCACAAGAUCCACCUCAGGCUGCCGCCCAACAGGAAGGAAGGCGAGAAGCCGUGGUGGGACCAGUACUGGAGCGUCAAGCAGAAGAUUCGUGAUCGCGAGAUGUUUGGGGCUUAA